AUGCCAGGGUCAGCUUCAGAGAUUCAAAGUCGAAAGAGGCUGUGUAUCACUUUAUGGGACAAGGAGACUCUAGAGAGAAAUAUGACCACAGAAGACCAAUGCAAGACUGAGGCUGACAUCAUCACCUCUGACUCCAUGGAGGAAAAGACCAAUGCCAUGAACAUUACCGGAGAGCUGAAACCAGAGGUCUUCAAAGUGAAUGAGCCUAGUACAGAAUAUCUGUUCAGGUUUACUAAGGUUUAUGAGCCAGGUUUUAGUGAGAGCAGUGAUGUGAGCAUUGCUGUCAGGACACAUCCCCCAAUCUGCCCUCCUGCGAAGCCAAAAGUUGAGGUGGUGGGACCUCGGUUUGUCAAGCUUUCCUGGAUACCCCCACAUCUUGUUGGGAUACAAGUCAAAAUCAAAGAAUACAGAAUAGAAUACACAGAGGAGACUGAGGCUGUGGGUGAGGAGGGAAAAACAGAAUGGCAUGAACACAAAACAGGAAAUAAUGAGACAAACUGUGACAUUGAUGGGCUGACACCAGAGACUGUGUACAGGUUCCAAAUUUCUGCUAUGUAUGAUGGUGACUGGACCAGUGAGAGCAGGGACAAAAGUGGCCCAGUGAUGAUCAUCUUAUCCACAGACACUGAACUUAAAGGUUACAUCCCUGUCAUUCUGGGAUUUCUGAGCAGAGUUAUUAAAAUCAUCUAUAAAAUCCAUUCAUUCAUAUUUCUUUCCUUGUUUCCUACAAAUCCUGGUAAGAGUGGAGGAGACUCAAGAGAAUCAGAACUUCAAAUUGUCCUUGUGGGGAAAAGAGGAGCUGGGGAAAGUUCAAUAGGAAACACUGUCCUUGACAGGGCAAAGUUUGAAUCCAAAUGUUCAGGAGGGUCAGUCACCAGCAUCUCCAAGAAAGCCAGAACCACACGGAAUGAAAUGGACAUCUCUGUUGUUAAUGCUCCAAGAAUUUUUGGUAUUAAUGCUGAUGUGAUAAGAAGUGUGAAAGAAGUAUCUCAUUUCCUGACACUAUCCUCUCCAGGAUCAUAUGCAGUAUUCCUGGUGCUGCAAGUGGAUCAUUUUGCCAAGGAGGAGAGUUCAUUGGAGACUUUUUUAUAUAUUCUAAGAACUGAAGCAGUUAAGUUUUUGGUCAUUAUAUUCACUGGGAAAGAUAAACUAGGAGAAAAUAUAGGGGAUUACCUAGGAACCAUUGAUGACUCAUAUUUUAGGGAGCUGUUGGAAAAGUGUGAACAGCGAUACUGUGCAUUUGAUAAUGAUGCUAGAGGAUCCCAGAGAGAUGCCCAAGUUUCAGAGCUGAUGACCAUAGUUGAAAAAAUGGUGCAAGAUAAUGGGCACUACUCCAACUGUAUAUAUGAAUCUGUGGAAAAGCCCCUGCAGAAAAAGACAAAGUCUCAUCAGCAAGGCUACAUGGUGCAAUUUUAUACUAAAUAUGAUGAAAUCAUAUUGAAUUACAAGAAGCAAAUGCAAGAGUUAGAGAAGCAAAAGCAAAUGGGAGACAGAAAAAUCGAAAAGAAAGCAACAGAAGAAUUUGAGAAGAAAAAGUGUAAAUUUGCUUAUAAAAAGAAGAAAGAUUUAGCAAAAUUAAAGCUAAUGUACAAGAAAAAAUAUCAAAAUGCCUGAAAUGAGGUAGAGAAUGAUCCAAAUAUAUAUUGCUUUAGGCACACCCACAGUAACACAAACGUCAAAGCUCAGCUUGGUGAGGAAGAGAGAAAAGGUUGUGCCUUUUGGUUAAAUCCCAGUGCUGGAAUUGGACAGAAGACAACUUUUAGAUUUUUCUGGGAAUUCUUUGACUAUCCAGUGUCAUCCCCAGCAGGGUCACCCUUGCAGGAAACUGACACCUGA
This is a messenger RNA of Antechinus flavipes (yellow-footed antechinus), 1836 nucleotides long. RefSeq lists its product as uncharacterized. The record is from RefSeq and is a predicted model, not a curated record. NCBI's taxonomy places the organism in Eukaryota, Metazoa, Chordata, Mammalia, Dasyuromorphia, Dasyuridae. Gene Ontology annotation, molecular function: protein binding; GTP binding.